Molecule: messenger RNA, 1614 nt
Organism: Salvelinus sp. IW2-2015
Lineage: Eukaryota; Metazoa; Chordata; Actinopteri; Salmoniformes; Salmonidae
Product: CREB/ATF bZIP transcription factor
Biological process (GO): regulation of DNA-templated transcription
Cellular component (GO): nucleus
Molecular function (GO): RNA polymerase II transcription regulatory region sequence-specific DNA binding; DNA-binding transcription factor activity, RNA polymerase II-specific
Source: RefSeq, a predicted model, not a curated record
GCUGUGGUAACCAGUGAAAACCAUUUCCGCGGUUUGAGUCGCCAUUCUUUACGUCCUUUGUACGUUUGGAAGUUCUCUCCGCUAGUCAGCAAGUAGUUGUUUAGGGAUUAGACAAAUGUACAGACUGUCAAACAAGAUCGAAUCUUUUCCUACGAGAAGCUGAAUAAUAUUACGAACAAAUAGCUACAAUCUGAUCCAGUUAAAGCUUCACGGAGGAUAAUCUGAGCGGGAAUAAAUUGGUGGUGUCCCUCAUCAAAAGCUAAAAAUGAUCACCAGACGAAGAGGUCGUUCAGACAACACCGAUGUGGAGGUGCACUCUUCAACUUGUCCUUUUGAUGUUGAAGUCACUGACUUUGAAAUGAUAGAAAAUGUUAAAACGAGUCCCUCUGAAGAAAUUCGGUCAGAGAAUGGAGAUAGUACAGUUGGAUUAGAGCUGGAUGAUUUAUUUGGAAUCGACGAGUUACACUGGACAUUUGAGAAGGAUGCAGUCUCCCCUCUUUUCGACAUUGGAUUGGCCGAAUUAGGUGUGGGUGACACAACAGAUCAAGAUUUUUGGAUCGGCACAUCCAGGACCCCAUCGCCCGAAGGAGUGUCUGCUGUUCAGAAAAGGAAGGGGAGAGAUGACCCAUCUGGGCACAUGAUCAACAAAAACGCUGUCGCUGCGCGAAUUAAUCGUCUGAAAAAGAAGGAAUACGUGAACGGGCUGGAAAAUAAAGUCGGGUCUCUGUCGUCAGAAAACCGCAUACUCAAACAGGAAAACGUCCAAUUGAAUAAGAGGGUAGAAGAGUUGGAAGAUGAGACGAGGUACCUGAGAGCUGUGUUGGCCAACGAGAGCAUGUUAGCCCAGCUGUUGUCAAGGCUGAGCGGUGUGAACGGCAUGAAAUUAUCUUCCUCGCUUUUCCAGGGGUCCAACAAGAAUGACGACCACGAUUAUGCCUUGCCCCGGAAACAUGUGAAGGUGGAGGAAAAGGAGACCUCUGGUGGCAUCUGUCUGCACGUGGACAAGAACAACKUCUCAGUGGAGUUCUGCACUAAGUGUGCAGAGAGUGCAAGCGCAUCACUCAAAAUUUUUCUUCUAGGUGAUGAUUGUUCUACCAUGCUGGAUGAAUGGGUUACAGAGCGUCCCUGUCUGCUUGGCUCCAUGUGGAUUCUGCUGUUCGGGAAGCUGAAGAGGCGGGACCCGCUGCUGCCAACUUGGCCUGGUAUUUUUUUAAAGGUAGUAUAACAAAGGGUGUAAGUGACUACAUUUAACCAGUAUCCCAUAACACCUUCUUUGUAAAAAGUAGUGAAUUUAGAAUAUAUUGUGGAUGACAAGUGUUCCACUACCUAUUACAUUGACAAUAUUAGAGGUCCUAUAACGGUUUGUUCACAAGUUUAACCUGACUUGUUGACACAUUGGUAUGUAACCCAGUUGUUUAAAAAAAAAACUAGUCAAACUAUCUUGUUAUCGAUGUGAUCCUGAUAGAAAUGGACAUCACCAAUUUUGUAUAAAGUGACAAUCUUAAAGAAUGUUAUGUAAAAUACAAAGAUUUUGUGGCAACUUUUUUUUUUCUAAAUGAGAACAAUGUUUCAGGAACAUGGAUAUGAUUGACAAUAAAUCUUAUUUUGAUUAUA